Molecule: messenger RNA, 825 nt
Organism: Chaetura pelagica (chimney swift)
Lineage: Eukaryota; Metazoa; Chordata; Aves; Apodiformes; Apodidae
Gene: ERFE
Product: family with sequence similarity 132, member B
Exons: 5
Coding region: 1-825 (274 amino acids)
Biological process (GO): positive regulation of D-glucose import across plasma membrane; negative regulation of gluconeogenesis; positive regulation of insulin receptor signaling pathway
Molecular function (GO): hormone activity
Source: RefSeq, a predicted model, not a curated record
AUGCUGCUGGCCAGGAGCACUGGGCAGAGAAGAGGCUGCCGGGCCAGGACAGGCAUAGCCCGGGAUGGGAUGAAGGCUCACACAGCAGUGGCACCAGCCACUGGCCAGUCUCCUGGAAAAUCACCUCAGGUUGCUGUUCCUGUCCAUCCCGGGGCCCCCACCGUUCUGGAAGAGCUACUGGAGCAACUUCUGAAAGGCCUGGUGAAGGAGCAGGUGAAGACGUGCAGGAAGGCCAGGGAAGGACAGGAGGAAAAGGAGGAAAGCAAAGUCAAUGCCCAGGCCAGGUCCCACGUGGAAGCAGCUUUCUACUGCCAGACACGUGAAAACAUCUCUGUGGAGCAGAGAGUGCAGCAGGAGCUGCAGCACUACUACAUUCCGGAGAGGGAGGCGAUGUUCCACCGUGGCCCAGGGCUGAACCUCACCAGUGGGAAGUACACAGCCCCCAUUGCUGGGUACUACACCUUCAGAGCCACACUGCACAUUGGUGAGCCCUUGGGCACCCCCACAGCCCUGCUGGGGAGGUCCAGGAUGGUUCUCACCCUCCCUUCUGUCCCAGCAUGCAGAGAACAGCAGAGGAAGGGGCAUUCAUGCAGGGGGAAGCGUCUGCGGGUGCUGAUCUGUGUGCAGUCCUGCUGCCAGCACAACAGCUAUUUGGAGACUGUGUCCCGGUUGGAGAGUGGUGGUGACCUUUUCACCAUCUCCGUCGCUGGAGUCCUUUACCUGAAGGCCGGGCAGGAUGCCUCUGUUUUCCUGGACAACACUGCAGGCUCCCCUCUCACCAUUCAAAGCGGCUCCGAUUUCAGCGCCGUUCUGCUGGGGGUGUGA